This is a messenger RNA of Rosa rugosa (rugosa rose), 1194 nucleotides long. RefSeq lists its product as uncharacterized. The coding region runs from base 347 to 1021 and encodes 224 amino acids. The record is from RefSeq and is a predicted model, not a curated record. NCBI's taxonomy places the organism in Eukaryota, Viridiplantae, Streptophyta, Magnoliopsida, Rosales, Rosaceae. The transcript has 2 exons.
GAAAGCGGAUCUGGGUCUCCUGAUUUGAGUGAUUUCCUCUGCUCGACCCAUAUAUCUAUGUACGUUGGCCAUACGAAGUCUGAUUUCCGUAGUGUUAGGGUCAUGAGCAAAAACUAAGCAUCGAAAGAAAGCUGCGGUUGAAGUCUGCUGGUGUUCAGAGCCGCUGCAUACAGGUCGCCGGUUGUCGUCAAACUCACUCCGUCAGACGUGCAUCAAGAGACACUCUCUCAUAUGUUCUCCACUUUGAAAAUAUAGGUUCCAAACAACGUUCUGGCCAAGGAUUCUCCUACAAUCAAGCUAGUAUUAAAGCAGUGGGUUCAGACCCCGUCAUUUUAUCCCUGCGGUUAUGUUUUCGUCAAAGAACUAUACCAUCCAGCCUUAUUAUGAUGGCGCAAUGGCAUGGUGGAUUACUAAUGAACGACCAUGGCCGAACUAUAAUGCAGGGGACGUGAUUCCACUGAGCGAUGAGCUCAAGAUCCAAUUUCGAUUUUACAAGCAAACCAUACAUCUAUUUGACACUGUUAAAGAAGAAUACAACUUACUCCACAGUGAAAAGAUUAUUACGAUCCAUCCUUCCGAGCUACGUAAUGAAGAUACUGCUAGUAUUAUGCAAUCUCCUUCAAUGCGUAUGAUCAAGCAGAUUAUUGACACCGAAAUUCCUUCAUCAGAAAAGUCAGUGCGGCUUGAAGUUGAGGAAGGUAUACUUCGAAUUGUUCAGAACCCAAGUACACCCUUCUUAGUGCCUCCUAACCAUAGGAUUUUUGUUAAUGCAAUUGAUGGGAUUAAGAUAUUGCAUGAUGCUAGUGAGAAGAGUUCGAAACGGAGAGUACAUGAUCAUUUGGAAGCUGCGCGAUGCUCAACAUGUCCUAUUUGUAUGGACGAGAUAAAGCUUAAUAAACCUAGUCGAUUGCCUUGCUUGCACUUGUUUCAUCACUGGUGCGUUGCUAAGUGGCUGGAGAUCAAGCACGAAUGCCCCUAUUGCCGAAGUCCAGUACCUCAUGAAUUUGUUACAUGGUUUUAAUACUUGGUUGCAACCGACUUCAGCCAUUGAGCUUGAACUCAAAGCAGUGGAGGUCCACAUUAUAUUAUAUUAUUGAUGAGAGUUGGGAUAGGCCUACAAUUGUCUUUGGUGACCACGUGACAGUUUACACUUUACACACUAAUAAUUGAAGAUUAUAAACUAAAGUUUUUAUU